AUGCAUUCAUUUCGGCGACCAAUUCUGCCAAACUACCACGAUCGCAGGACCUCACACGAAUACCAACGCAGAACUACGUUCACGCUUCUUCUGUACCACCAUACCUUAGAAAUGGCCGAAUCCAGUGUGGACCACGUCGCCAGCGACGCGAAGGACGCGCUCGACUGUCCUGUCGUCUACGGCGAGCUCAACUGCAGCCGCAUCACGCCGGACAAGCCAAACAACUUCACCCUCAAGAAGAACGCUAGUGACAUCACCGCCAACGUCGACUGGCUCAAUUGCUCUAUGGUUGUCGACGAGCCGCUCAAUGCUCGAGACAACCACCUUUGUGCCUUCGAUCAAGUCCCCGAGGCCAAAACAGUGUACAAGCCGGGCGUCUAG
Colletotrichum higginsianum IMI 349063 is the source of this 381-nucleotide messenger RNA. RefSeq lists its product as uncharacterized. The coding region runs from base 1 to 381 and encodes 126 amino acids. Lineage: Eukaryota; Fungi; Ascomycota; Sordariomycetes; Glomerellales; Glomerellaceae. The transcript has 2 exons. The record is from RefSeq and is a predicted model, not a curated record.